This is a messenger RNA of Postia placenta MAD-698-R-SB12, 1474 nucleotides long. RefSeq lists its product as hypothetical. The coding region runs from base 10 to 1329 and encodes 439 amino acids. Lineage: Eukaryota; Fungi; Basidiomycota; Agaricomycetes; Polyporales; Adustoporiaceae. The transcript has 4 exons. The record is from RefSeq and is a predicted model, not a curated record.
CAUCAGACCAUGUCUUCCAACAUGUACAACUUUCCCGAGAAGGGGGACGAACGAUACUCUUCACAACGUGUACAGAGGGGCUUCGAGCAGCCACCGUAUACUGGCGCUGCAAACGGUUUUGCAGCCCCACCAAGUUACGAUCAGACAUAUGCAAGGCAGGAUGCGGGUGCAUCGGGAACUUAUGCGAACAAUCUCUACGCAUCGUCUCAGACGAGCUCUUACGCCACACCAGACAUGCAGCGUACCCAGACUGGACAAUUGCAGGCACACUCAUAUGUAGGCCAAUAUAGCUCGAACCCGCAGGGUCCCCAAGGAUCAUAUGCAGGCUCGCCAUAUACCGCGCCGACCCCUUAUCGGCAACCGAGUCCUGCAGGCUCGUAUACUGCCCCAAGCGGCCAAUCGUACACCUCCGAAAAGGAUAUCUACACUCCACCUCCAGAAGGCAUGCGCAACGCGCCAUCAUCCGGCUACGGCGAACCUUCUUCUCGGGACUAUUCCCCUUCCCCUGGAUAUGGAUCGUCGCAGACGAUUAGAGGGCCUACCAGCUAUCUCAGGUCCAUGGGCGGGCAAGGGUCGAGCUCCAGUGGUGGCUUACUAGGCAAACUGAAGGACUUCGCUCCCGGUCAAAGCGUAGACGCACUGAUCAACCCGCCGCCCCCGUCAUUCCAGCGUGCGCCCGCGGCAAACCUACCUUAUCCGCCGUUCGAGCCCACCUCACUCGUCGGCACUUCCAACGAACUUAGCAAUGGCUUCCCCGCCCUUCCUCCUCCGAUCAUGGGUGGCCCUCAUCCAUUCCCGACGCAUGACGUGCAUGAGGAGGACUGGACGCGAUUCCUGCACGACGUGAAGGCUGCUGCAUCGUUGUCAGGGACGGACCGUAUUGUGUCUAACGUUGCGCCCAUGGCUGCAGGGCUCAGCUUCGGUGUCGGGCUGCUUUUGACCAGAGGAAUUGAAAAGCACCAGAAGGGCAAGAAGUCUGGCGUUGUCGGCGAGCUAAUCGACUAUUGGAAUCACCACUUCUUUAAUCCACGACGCAUCAAUGUUGUACUCGCACGAGGAGCGUCGAGCUACAGCGGGCCCGAUGUGCCGCCCCCGGAUAUGGCAUAUUACUACAACAACGGCAGUCAAAGCCGCUACGACUCGGACUCGGACAGCGAUUCGGACGGCGACAGACACCGUGAUAGGAGAGAGCGGAGGCAUCGAGACAAGGAACUUAGAAAGGAACGGCGAAAGGCGCGAAAGGAGCUGAAGAGAGACGCAAAACGUCACGAGCGGGAUCAAUGGCGUCUGGUGGUGGCGUACAGGGGCGAUGGUGCAUACAGGUACUAAUCAUGGGAUACUUGGGUGCCUUUGCACAAUCAAGUACAUAAUCCACCUGCACCGGUACUCCACUCUUCUGUCUAAUUAUAGUUCUUUGGCUGCUCUCAUGGCAAUAUGUACAUUGGCGCUUAGCAUAUCGAUCGUACAGAAGGAA